Molecule: messenger RNA, 327 nt
Organism: Rotaria sp. Silwood2
Lineage: Eukaryota; Metazoa; Rotifera; Eurotatoria; Philodinida; Philodinidae
Source: the annotation of a GenBank genome assembly
AUGGCACAUCUACAUACAUUUCACUUCGAUAUUGUUACUGAAUCUGUCAGCAUGAAUGAACAACAACCUAAGCCAACACCUGAUGAUAUUCGACGUACAUUCACGGAAAUAGGAUAUCAUGUUGAUUGUUAUAUCGACUAUGAAUUUUAUAACUCAGGUCGAUGUCAUGUUUAUUCAAUUCCAUUCGAUAAUGAACGUAUGUGUCAUAUAACGCACGGUUUUCCUGGUGGUAUGUUCAUCAAUGUUCGUAUUCUACGUAUGAAGGACGAUUUCUAUCCAUUCGAACAAGUUUUUUGCUCAAGUCUCACGUUUAUUUCCACUACUUAG